AUGGAAUCUCCUCGCCACGAAAACUAUUCUGCCUUAGACGAUUCGACUGGACGCCUCUUUGAGGAUUCGUUUCUUGAUGAAAACGAACUCGAGCAAAAGUGGACUCCUGAUGUCUCCAAGCACGGGCAUACUCGAAAAAGGGCACGUGCUGGCAGUUCCAGUACCGUCCUCGCUACCUCCGAUGAUGAUUGCACAGUGCCAAACUUGCCAGACAUGCCAGACACGCCAGUUGCGUACACGAGACAGACAGAUUUCUGGAUAGAAAGGGACGUGGUUAUGAAGGCAACCGCGCGAGCUGGCGCUGUAACUGCUCUCGCGCAGGAGGUCGUGCGGGAGGUUGCGAAGAAUUAUUGGCCCGUUAUCAUUCAGAUGGAAUUUGACGGCAGUGACGAGACGGUGUUUACUCUGCGUAUUUCGACUCAGGAUGGGUAUGUUAUCCAGGGGAUAACGGACAUACUGGAGAGAUUCUGCUCACGUACUGAGAAAGUCUGCUAG
Messenger RNA from Colletotrichum truncatum, 495 nucleotides. RefSeq lists its product as uncharacterized. Lineage: Eukaryota; Fungi; Ascomycota; Sordariomycetes; Glomerellales; Glomerellaceae. The record is from RefSeq and is a predicted model, not a curated record.